Besnoitia besnoiti is the source of this 2583-nucleotide messenger RNA. Its product is annotated as putative cullin 3. Gene Ontology annotation, molecular function: ubiquitin protein ligase binding. Bases 1 to 2583 code for a protein of 860 amino acids. Lineage: Eukaryota; Apicomplexa; Conoidasida; Eucoccidiorida; Sarcocystidae. The transcript is spliced from 15 exons. The record is from RefSeq and is a predicted model, not a curated record. Gene Ontology annotation, cellular component: cullin-RING ubiquitin ligase complex. Gene Ontology annotation, biological process: protein ubiquitination; ubiquitin-dependent protein catabolic process.
AUGCGGUCGCUGGCGUCCUCCUCGGGAGGGGGUGCGGCGCGCCCCUCGCGCCCGUUCUCCUCGGAGACGCCUGAGUUUGGGCUGUUCGGUCACAAGGCGAUGAGCGGCGACGAGGUGGCGCGGCGUUGGGAGUUCCUCCGCACCGCCUUUGAGCACAUCUUCGCGCAUGAGGCGGGCACGCUCAGCUACGAGGAAGUCUACCGCUACGCGUACAUGUUGGUGAUUAACAAGAAGGGCAAGUUGCUGUACGACGGCACGCGCCAGUGCGUGGAGGCGUACCUUGGGCAGGUCGCGGCGGCAGUCGCAGAGCAAGAGAACGACGAUCUGUUCCUCUCUGCGCUUCUGGAGCGCUGGCGGGAUCACCGGACAAACAUGCAGAUGGUCAAGGACGUCCUCCUCUACCUAGACAAGCACUACGUAGAGAUGCACCAUCUCACGCCGUCCUUCUCCAUGGGGAUGAACCUCUUCUGCACCACUGUUUUGCAGCAUCCUCAUAUUCAACUCCGCUUCCGGCAUCUGCUUCUCAAUAAGAUCACUAGGGAGAGAGAGGGGCAGCAAGUCGAUCGGAUGAUGAUGCGCGAAGCGAUCUCGAUGCUGUCCCAGCUGCGCCUGCACGUCCACCGGCAGGUGUACAAAGAAGAGUUUGAGACACCGUUCUUGGCCGCCACGCGCGAGUUCUACGUUCGAGAGGCCUCUGACUACAUCGUUUACAACGCCACACCCGAUUACUUAGUCAAGGCGGAGACGCGGAUCAACGAGGAAGCGAAGCGCGUCGAGGACUACCUCGACGCGGACACGGCGGCGCCGCUUCGCGCGCUGAUGGAGGACGUUUGGCUCGGACAGCACUACAAGACGCUCGUCUAUAAUCCGAAUUCGGGGUGCGCCCAUCUUUUCCAUUCGGACAAAAUCGGCGACCUCGCGCGCAUGCAUCGUCUUUUCUCCGCCGUGCCCGGCGCGCUCGAGGAGGUGCGGCAGGUCAUGAAGGACUCCAUCACGAAAUACGGCGAAGCAAUCGUCAGCGACCCCGAGAAGACCCGCGAUCCGGUGACCUUUGUGCAGAGCUUCUUUCUUCUCAAGUCAAAGUUUGAUCAAAUCGUGAUCCGCGCGUUCGGCGAGAGCAAAGAGGCCUUCGGCGCUCAGAUGGCGGCGUUCGAGACAGUUUUGAACAAGGACACGCGCGCCGCGCGGUUCCUUUCUCUCUAUCUGGAUGACAUGUUCCGGAAGACGAUGCGCGGGCUGUCUGACGUGGAGGCUGAGCAGAAACUCGAAGAAGUCCUCGUUCUUUUCCGCUACCUGCGCGACAAAGACAUCUUCGAGGCUGUGUAUAAGCAGCACCUCGCGCGUCGCCUGCUCGCCGGCCGGUCGGCCUGCGAAGAAGAGGAGAAGAAGAUGAUCACCAAACUCAAGGCGGAAUGCGGGCAGCAAUACACCUCGAAGCUCGAAGGCAUGUACCGAGACAUGCAAGCGUCUGACGACAUCAUGCGGCAGUAUCACGCGCGCGACGAGUAUGAACGCGACCUCUUAUCUGCCUUCUCGCUGUGUGUGUCGUGCGCGUUCGCCUGCAGAGAGGUCACGGUGCCGGCGCUCUCGCGCCUCGACGCGUGUCUCCGGGAUCUCGGCGAGGCCCUCGGGCGCCGCGAGGGCUCCGACGCAGUCCCGGUCUCGCCUCCAGUCGCGGUGGCGGCGCUGCCUGAGUCUACGCCUCCGGCGUGUGUCUCUUCGCUAGGGGGCGCGGCGGCGUGCGACGAUGAGCAGUCGGGCGACUUUGAGUUCUCCGUCCGCGUCGUCACCCAGGGCACCUGGCCUGUGGACUUGCACUCGCUCGUCGCCGAGACGCAGCUGCUGCCUGCGAGUCUUCUCAAAGAAGCGAAGCUCUUCGAGAGCUUCUACCUCAGCCGGCACAACGGACGCGUCCUCAAGUGGAACCUCGGGCAGGGCAAAGCGGUGGUGCGCGGGCAUCUGCGCUACAGUCGCCACGACUUUGACUGCACAACGCUGCAGAUGCUUUUUCUCCUCGCCUUCAACUUUUUCCCCGACGGGACUCCCGUGAGCGUCAGCGAACUCCUCAACUGCUUCCUCACCGUCGCCCCUGCACUGCCUCUCUCAGAACUCAAACGCCAUCUCACCAGCCUCACAACUCCGCGAUGCAGAAUUCUCUUGCGGGCUGCCGCCGGAGACUCGCCUUCCAGCGCUCAGGAGCUGAAGGACUCUGACACGCUCACGGUCAACCUGCCGUAUAUGAACAAGCUUCGCCGCGUCCGAGUGCCGCUGAUCGCCCUAACGGCUGCCGCGGGCGAGGCUGGGGACUGGAGCACUCCGCAGUUGGAGACACAGGCGGGCGCAGAUGUCCCCUCCAGCGUCGAGCAAGACCGGAAUUACCUAGUUGAGGCGGCGAUUGUGCGCGUGAUGAAAACGCGUCGGCGCCUGUCACACAACGACUUGCUGGUAGAAGUCACGCGGCACUUGGCGCAGAGGUUCAGGCCCUCUCCGGCUCUUAUCAAACAGAGAAUCGAAAAACUCAUCGAACGCGAAUUUCUCGACAGAGACGCCGCCGACCGGCGCAUCUACAACUACCUGGCCUAG